AUGAGGGACAGGAGCCCUCUCAGCCCAUCCCAUUCGCUCGAGGGACAGGAGCCCUCUCAGCCCAUUCCAUUCCAUGAGGGACAGGAGCCCGCACAGCCCAUUCCCAUUCCGAGCCCGCAGCCCAUUCCCAUUCUUAGGCAGGAGCCCUCAGCCCAUUCCCAUUCCGGUCGAGGACAGGAGCCCGCUCAGCUCAUUCCCAUUCCGGUCGAGGGACAGGAGCCCGCUCAGCCCAUUCCAAUUCCGGUCGAGGGACAGGAGCCCGCUCAGCCCAUUCCAUUCCGGUCGAGGACAGGAGCCGCUCAGCCCAUUCCCAUUCCGGUCGAGGGACAGAGCCCUCUCAGCCCAUUCCCAUUCCCAUGA
This is a messenger RNA of Penaeus vannamei (Pacific white shrimp), 360 nucleotides long. NCBI's taxonomy places the organism in Eukaryota, Metazoa, Arthropoda, Malacostraca, Decapoda, Penaeidae. The record is from RefSeq and is a predicted model, not a curated record.